Messenger RNA from Hibiscus syriacus, 1636 nucleotides. RefSeq names its product protein DETOXIFICATION 49-like. Gene Ontology annotation, cellular component: membrane. Gene Ontology annotation, molecular function: xenobiotic transmembrane transporter activity; antiporter activity. Gene Ontology annotation, biological process: xenobiotic detoxification by transmembrane export across the plasma membrane. NCBI's taxonomy places the organism in Eukaryota, Viridiplantae, Streptophyta, Magnoliopsida, Malvales, Malvaceae. The transcript has a single exon. Bases 35 to 1636 code for a protein of 533 amino acids. The record is from RefSeq and is a predicted model, not a curated record.
CUCUUGCUUGGUGCAUUUCAUUACUACAAAAAACAUGUGUCACCUUGCAUCCUCUCAUCACUCUUGCAAAUGCAAUUCAAACAUUCGUGCUCCAUUGAUCCCCAAAAGCCCCACCUCAAAGCAAGAAGAAACACGCCACUCAACAAUACAUGAACCUGGUUUUGUUCCUCUUGCUUUCAAGGAAGCCAUAUCCAUAGCCAAGAUAGCUCUUCCCAUGAUACUAACUGGCCUCAUCUUGUACUCCCGCUCCUUGAUUUCCAUGCUCUUCCUUGGCCACCUCGGCGAGCUUCCCUUGGCGGGCGGUUCACUCGCCAUCGGCUUCGCCAACAUCACUGGCUACUCCAUUCUUUCCGGCCUUUCCAUGGGGAUGGAAUCCAUCUGUGGACAAGCCUUCGGUGCUAGAAAAUACACCCUUCUUGGAAUCACUCUGCAAAGAACGGUGCUUCUGCUCUUCCUUUCUUCGCUGCCCAUUUCUCUUGUGUGGAUGAACGUGAAGAGAAUACUCAUGGUUUGUGGGCAGGAUGAAACGAUCGCCAUUGUUGCGCAAUCGUAUCUUGUUUACUCGGUUCCCGAUCUCGUAGCUCAGUCUCUUUUGCACCCACUGAGAAUCUAUCUCAGAGCUCAAUCGAUUACUCUCCCUUUGACAUUUUGUGCCUUCUUAUCGAUUCUUCUACAUGUACCAAUCAAUUUCCUUCUUGUUUCACACCUUAAAUUAGGGGUUAAUGGUGUUGCUCUAAGUGGGGUUUGGACUAACUUCAAUCUUGUGGGCUCAUUGAUCAUCUAUAUCAUCUACUUUAAAGUCCAUAAAAAGACAUGGGCAGGGUUCUCAAUGGAGUCGUUUAAAGAAUGGAAAUCUUUGUUGAAUUUGGCCAUUCCGAGCUGCAUUUCGGUCUGCCUUGAAUGGUGGUGGUACGAGAUCAUGAUUCUUCUAUGCGGGUUGUUGCUCAACCCUAGAGCUACAGUUGCUUCAAUGGGGAUUCUGAUUCAGACAACAGCAUUAAUCUACAUAUUCCCAUCUUCUCUGAGCUUCAGCGUCUCGACGAGAGUCGGAAACGAGAUCGGCGCAGACAGACCGAAGACGGCCAAGCUGGCGGCCUUCGUCGGCCUUAACAUUGGCUUCAUCCUAGGCCUUUCGGCACUUGUUUUUGCGGUCAUGAUUAGGAACGUGUGGGGCGUCAUGUUCACAAAUGAUGAAGAGAUCAUAGCGCUGACGUCUCUUGUUUUGCCGAUAAUCGGAUUAUGCGAGCUCGGGAACUGUCCGCAAACGACUGGCUGUGGGGUGCUAAGGGGCACGGCCAGGCCGAAAGAAGGAGCGAACAUAAACCUGGCUUGCUUUUACCUCGUUGGUAUGCCGGUGGCUGUAUGGCUAGCUUUCUUCGCGGGGUUUGAUUUCAAGGGGCUGUGGCUGGGAAUGUUGGCUGCACAAGGGUCGUGUGUGGUGGCCAUGAUGGUGGUUUUGGUUCGGACGGAUUGGGAUUUUGAGGCCGAAAGAGCUAAGCAGCUCACCGGAGCUGCAACAAUGGCGGCUGAUGAUGAUGACAGCAAAGAAGUUGAGCAAGAGAAGCCAUACAAAGCAGAAAUCAAGGAGGAUUCUUUUUCUUUAUUAGAUCACUCAGAUCAUUAUUGCAUCGUUUAA